AAGAAAGAAACCGUCCAGUAUUGUCCUUGUAUUGCAAAGCACGAGGGAUAGGUCUGAAGGAUAUUGUUAUCUUUAAGUUGCAGGAGCGUUGGAGGCUGAACCUGGUACAGUACUCGCAUGUGAUACAGAUGCAGAAAGAUUAUAAGGCUGCUAUACAGAUAUUGUAAGUGAACACUAAUACUAUCCGGGUAUCUCACCAGGAUAGCAUGCCUAACACUUCCCAAAAAUGAAAAGUUCACACAACAGAAGAACCGAUUUAAAAAGCGCAUACACUCCUUAUCUGCCUUUCUUUUAUGGACCGACGCGUUACAGCUAUUCUGUUAUCCUUGAUUUCUCUGCGGUUUCAAUGCAGAGGGGAAAACUUUAUUGAAACUGACUGUUUGUCUAAGAUCAGAAGUCUAUAUUUAACAUCCAUUCCGAGGAAGAUAACAGCAAAUGGAAGAGAUGGAGCUCUUCUGUUUUCCUAUCUCUAUUACUUUUCUCCUGUUUGUUGUCACGUCGGAAAGUCCUCCACUGUUCCAUCAUGCAACGGGGCUAAGUCGCAUUAACCAAAGAGAAAGAGAGGAGCCACCCGGCGGCGACUAUAGACUUCGCAGCUGGUUGUGAAGCAGAGAUUCUACACGUCCUAUAGCUCCUACCCCUUAUAGCAGGCGGAACGGAGCACAGACUAAACAAGAAGGAAAAUGGCGACCCUCGUGUUGGAUAACGGCGCCUACAAUGCCAAGAUCGGGUACAGUCACGCUCAUGUCAGUGUUAUUCCCAACUGUCAGUUUAGAUCAAAGACUGCUCGUUUGAAGACAUUUACAGCUAACCAGCUCGAUGAAAUUAAAGAUCCAUCUGGACUUUUUUAUAUACUUCCUUUCCAGAAGGGCUACUUGGUAAAUUGGGAUGUUCAGAGACAAGUCUGGGACUAUCUUUUUGGAAAAGAAAUGUAUCAGGUAGACUUUGUAGAUACCAAUAUCAUAAUAACGGAACCUUAUUUCAACUUCAGUUCAAUACAAGAGUCCAUGAAUGAAAUAUUAUUUGAAGAAUACCAGUUCCAAGCAGUUCUCAGAGUAAAUGCUGGGGCUCUCAGUGCCCAUAGAUACUUCCGAGAUAACCCUUCAGAACUGUGUUGCAUUAUUGUAGACAGUGGAUAUUCUUUUACACAUAUUGUGCCUUACUGCAGAAGUAAAAAGAAGAAGGAGGCAAUUAUAAGGAUUAACGUGGGAGGAAAACUCUUAACCAAUCAUCUAAAGGAGAUAAUCUCUUACAGGCAACUCCAUGUUAUGGAUGAAACCCAUGUGAUUAAUCAAGUGAAAGAAGAUGUAUGCUGUGUUUCCCAAGACUUUUUCAAGGAUAUGGAGGCUGCCAAAUUGAAAGGGGAAGAAAAUACUGUAAUGUUGGACUAUGUUUUACCAGAUUUCAGCACAAUCAAAAAAGGGUUUUGUAAGCCAAGGGAAGAAAUGGUGUUAAGUGGAAAAUACAAAACUGGUGAACAAAUACUUCGUCUUACAAAUGAGCGAUUUGCUGUUCCAGAGAUACUUUUCCAUCCUUCAGAUAUUGGCAUUCAAGAAAUGGGUAUUCCUGAAGCCAUUGUUUAUUCUAUUCAGAACUUGCCAGAAGAAAUGCAGCCUCAUUUCUUCAAGAAUAUUGUUUUGACUGGUGGAAACACACUCUUCCCUGGCUUCAGGGAUCGCGUUUACUCUGAGGUUCGUUGCCUCACUCCAACAGAUUAUGAUGUUUCUGUUGUUCUGCCAGAGAACCCUAUUACUUAUUCCUGGGAAGGUGGAAAGCUGAUUUCUGAAAAUGAUGAUUUUGAAGAUAUGGUAGUAACAAGAGAAGACUAUGAAGAAAAUGGGCAUAGUAUAUGUGAAGAGAAAUUUGAUAUUUAAAUCGUUCACAAUAUAUGGCAGUAUAUUGUAUAUAUUUAUCAUUGACCUGGCAAGUUUUCUUAAGUUGGAGCCAUUUUUUAGAAAUGAAAGUGUACUUUCAAUUAAUACAUAUGCAGUACUUGACUCUUUUUAUAUAAGAA
This is a messenger RNA of Rhineura floridana, 2014 nucleotides long. It is a transcript of the gene ACTR6, whose product is annotated as actin related protein 6. Gene Ontology annotation, cellular component: Swr1 complex. Bases 684 to 1874 code for a protein of 396 amino acids. The record is from RefSeq and is a predicted model, not a curated record. Gene Ontology annotation, molecular function: nucleosome binding. NCBI's taxonomy places the organism in Eukaryota, Metazoa, Chordata, Lepidosauria, Squamata, Rhineuridae. The transcript has 11 exons.